AUGGCACACACCUCACAUGGCAAGCACGAUGAUGAUGUUACCAAGACGUUUCUGAGUGCACUGAGCACUACUCGGGAGAUCCGACAACCCAUCGAGGUGCGAGAAGGUCGUAAACCACUGCCCAGAACUGCAGAUGAGUACGAGAUUGUCUACAACCCCGAGACUGAUAAGGACCAUCCUUACGAGAAGUGGAGGCGUAAUCCUAUUCUCAGAUGCCUCGUGACCCGAGAGAUAGCCAGAUACCUAGACAGGAGGACUUUCAUCACUGUGUCUGUCCGGGAGGCGAUCAUAUACUGCAUCUUCCUCAUACUGAUCACUAUCAUCACGUUUGGCUCGACGCCACUGGACAUGUUUUAUUUCUCUCAAGCGAUGGCGACUCUUUACACUAAACAGAAGUUCCCGGUGGAGAUGUCUCGUGAUGAGGAUCCAAUAUCAAUCGACUUUUACCAAAUCAACACUCUUGAACAUAUUUGGUUUUAUCAGAACGCCAUCCUUGAUAAAUUAUUUCAUAGCUUCUGGUACACCAAACCAGACCCGUACGCAAGUCCUGAGAACACGCAAGAGUAUUUUUACGAGAACAAACUUAUAGGUUCACCUCAGAUAAGGCAGAUAAGAGUAAAAAACUCUACUUGUAGCACAGUGGAUGCCAUGAAACACAUGAUACAAACAUGUUACGGACCAUAUACAGAGGCCAAUGAAGAAAAGGGCCAAAUCGGACUUAUAACUUCAGCUACGGCAAAACAGAACUUGGAAUGGAACUCGCCGGACAAGACAGGUUCAAUGUCUAUCUCCGGAUCGCUAGCCACCUACAGUGGAGGCGGUUACGUCGCGAUUCUCUCUCGGCACGGUGACGACGCCACGCAGUUGCUGCUACAACUAAAGAGUCUCAAGUGGUACGACCGAGCGACUCGCGCGUUGUUCAUAGAGUUCACCAUCUACAAUGGCAACGUCAACUUGUUUUGUAUUUUUAAGCUCAUUUUUGAAAUGCCUCCAACCGGGGGUGUUAUCCCCAAUCAUUGGAAUUAUGUACAAAAGCUGAUUCGCUAUAAUGAUUCCUACGAUUUCUUCGUUCUUGGAUGUGAAGUAGUGUUUACAAUAUUUUUCUUAUUCUUCACCCUUCAAAAACUACUGGAAAUCAAAACACUCAAGAGUAAGGUUUUCCGAACAUUUUGGAACUACAUCGACCUGAUGGUUCUUAUUGUAAGUGUAUACUUUUAUAACUACGGAGAGUAA
Messenger RNA from Macrosteles quadrilineatus (aster leafhopper), 1233 nucleotides. Its product is annotated as polycystic kidney disease 2-like 2 protein. Gene Ontology annotation, cellular component: membrane. Gene Ontology annotation, molecular function: calcium channel activity; calcium ion binding. The coding region runs from base 1 to 1233 and encodes 410 amino acids. The transcript has 7 exons. Lineage: Eukaryota; Metazoa; Arthropoda; Insecta; Hemiptera; Cicadellidae. Gene Ontology annotation, biological process: detection of mechanical stimulus. The record is from RefSeq and is a predicted model, not a curated record.